AUGAUAGCAAAUGAAAAGUUUAGGAAUAAUAAAACAGAAUUUGUAGCUGCAAAAUUUGAUCCAGAAAUGCCAUUAAGAGUACGAAAUCUGUUGGAAAAAGUGGGUAAUGAACUUAUUCUUAAAAUUCAACUUGGCCGAACACCCGUUCAAGAUCUUCCUAUUAAACUACUUAACUUUUUAAGUGAUUCGAAAUUCAAUAAUAAACAACUCGAACUUGGCUACGAUGAAAUCUAUCACAAUUAUUUACUCAUUACUAUUAUUAAUAGUCAUGGACCUCAUGUAUUACAACAUAUACUCGGGAAUUCAGAACACAAUUUAACUGCUACUAUCAUUCUUAAACUUGAGAAAUCACAACGUAUAGCCUUGAAAUAUCCCAUUAUACCCGAUGAACUGAUCGAUGUAUAUGAUAUUCCUCUAACACCAAAUUUACCAUUAACACUCAAUCAAUUAAUUUCCACAGCAGCAAAUGUGGAUAAAAAUUUCUACAAAUAUGACGCUGCGGAAAAUAAUAUGUGUCAAACCUUUGUUGAAAAUAUAAUUCAUAUCAACGGUUUGAUGUCUAACAUUAUUGACCAAGCCACACUCAACGCCCUUCAACCAAUCGAUGCGAAAACUCUAAUUUCUACACUAGGCAGUCGAUCGAAUAUUGUUAAAGUGGUGACUGAUUUAGGUGCCAGAUUAGAUAAAUUAGUAUUCGAUCGGAAGAUCACAUGGAAAAAGUCAUCACCAAAAGAAUUUGUUCCAUUACAUAAUAGCGGGCCAAUAUGUAAUGCAGUUUUUGAGCUUGAAAAACAUGCGCGUUGGAUUUCUGAUUCGUCAUCUCCGUUGUCAUCACCUGAAAUAAUUCAGCGCACCAGACUUUGA
This is a messenger RNA of Adineta ricciae, 864 nucleotides long. Lineage: Eukaryota; Metazoa; Rotifera; Eurotatoria; Adinetida; Adinetidae. The record is from the annotation of a GenBank genome assembly.